Chara braunii is the source of this 2469-nucleotide messenger RNA. The record is from the annotation of a GenBank genome assembly. Lineage: Eukaryota; Viridiplantae; Streptophyta; Charophyceae; Charales; Characeae.
GGCAACCGGCAUCCCCCACGUCCAGAAGGUGCCGUCUUGCGUCGUCGCGUUUGGCAAUCUGCGGGAAUGUCCCAACGGUCGGCAGAUACGAAUAUUUCAGGCCGCACUCCAGCUCCCAAUUACGCACUGAGCGUGGGAGACCGAAGACGUCCUCAGGACGACCGUUUGCAGCACUGCGCUCCGCUGUUAUGUUGGCGCCCGCGUUGUCUUCCGUUUGCUGCCGUCGUCAUCGACUGUUUCAUGGCUGACGUGUUCCGCAGGCUGCCGCUGCUGAUCCUCGUUGUCCUAUUGCUGCUCCUCGUGGUUCUCUUCCGCGUUUGCAUCCUUGGGAACGUGCCGCCGCGUCGACGCAAAAGGUCUUCGAUGAAGGACGCCAGGAUGGAGGCACGGCAGGCGAUCCCCCGGUCCGGUGGGGAGCAGGUCGGAGGGAGGCGGUGUGGGGGGAGCCUGUCGACCGUUGGCAGGGCCUCCCAGCGGGUUGGGUAUGAUGCAUUGCCACCGCACUUGCAACCACUCCCCGGCUCAUCGGACGAGGAGGAGGUGGUGGAGAGACGGCCACAAACCGUGUCGUUGGGCAGCGGAUCAACGCAGGAGUGGACAGCCACGGAGUUGUGCGGGACGGGUGCCGGCGUGUACGAGCAAUCAUUCACUGAACUCCUUCGGCCUGGCCUUGGCGAAGACGAAGGAGAUGGCCGCGUCAACUUGUCGUUUGGUUUGUCCACCGGGCGGUCUACAACUCCAUCGCGCACAGUGCUCGUGCGACCCCACCCCGGCGACGAAGGCGGGCAAUUGACAGUUGUUGAUCGAUCAGCGAGGACGAGGGCGUUGGCGAGUGAGACGGCGGGAACGAACCGGAACUCGUCGACGCCCCAACCACGGGUGGGCUCUCUGUCCAAGGGCGCCAAGGGUCGGCCGGAGUGGAUGCAGUUGCCAUCUCCCCUGUCCGCGGCGUCGGAAGUGGCACGAGGCCGUGGCGUCGGAGUCGACGGCGGGACCGACUUUUUGGAUGUUGGUAAUGGUCGCGACGGGAGGGAGGUGUGCAGGGACCUGCGGCGGGAUCACCUGCUGCGGCGAGAGGAAUACAUCACACGGGGGGUGGAGCGUCUUCACGUGGGAGACCGGGAGAACGAGAACGAGACGGACGAUCCACCGGCGGACGCAGACGACGACGACGACAACGACGUAGAGUGUGGGGAAGGGGGGGUUGGUCACGCGUCGCCAUCGUUGCAGAGCGACAUGGCUGGUAAGGGUGGGAAGUCCAAGCCUUCCGGCCGCAAUGCUCGUCUGCGGGCGAAGAAAGGGCAGGGAAAGGGGAGCGGUGGCGAAGGCGACGGUGAUGCGGAGGAGAAGCGCAACUUCUGGUCCGUGGAACACAUUAUAGCCCUCAUAAGGGCUAAACGUGACCAAGAUGCGCAUAUGCAGGGGAUGGGCCACGCAUACGCACGGAUGAAACCGCGGGAAUGGAAAUGGCAAGACGUCGCCCAAAGGUUGAAGAACGUCGGCGUGGACAGGAAUGCGGAGAAAUGCGGGAAGAAGUGGGACAAUCUAAUGCAGCAGUUCAAGAAAGUCCAUCACUUUCAAUCACCGUCACGGGGUGCCGACUUUUUCAAGUUGACGUUGAAGGAGAGGGCAAGCAAGGGCUUCAAUUUCACGAUGGAUCGCGCAGUUUAUGACGAGACAGAGGGGUCGACUGGGAUGAACCACACCAUCCACCCGAAGAACGUGGAAGACAUCGGUGCGUCUGGCGGCGUGCGCCCGCCUUCGACGUCUUACGUGGAUCCUGAAUCGGUGGCGGACGGGGAAGGAGGUGCAGCGCGAGAACACGAUGAGGAGGGGUCGACGCGAGGCUUUUCGCAGACGACGGGCACCCCCGACGGUUCUGGGAAAAGGAAGCGCACGAGGCAGCAGACUUUCGAGGCGCUGACGGAAUGCAUGGAGAAACACGGGGAGCUAAUGACGUCGACGAUGGAGAGUGCAAGCAAGCGGCAAUGCUCUAUCCAGGUCCGGCAGUGCGAGGCGUUGGAAGCGAAGGUGGAAGUGCAAAGGAAGCACUAUGCCGCGUCAGACGAAGUCAGCAAACUCAUGUGCCACACAUUGUUGGAAAUAGCGAAUCCCGGGAAUGUGAUCGGGAAAGAAGUCGAACUGGUCGAUGAAAGCCAUCCAUCGAGCAAUGGUGUUGUUGACGUUGUCUUGGGUCUUGUAGAAGACCAACGGAUUGUUGUCCGUUACCCAGCGAAAUUGGCUUUGACCAAGGAGGAAGUGCCGCCACCGCUCGUGGACGAAGGCGAGGAGCUCCUUCUUGCGUGCAUCGUCAAUGGAAUGCACGAUGGGCACUUUCUUGCUAAAGUACUUGAUCGGGUGCCAGUCCACACCAUCAUGUUGCUCGAGGACUGCACCAAUGCCAUAGCCUGACGCAUCCGUAGUGACGUGCGUAGGCAAGAGCGGGUCGUAUAUCCGCAAGACCUCCAC